This is a messenger RNA of Phascolarctos cinereus (koala), 5598 nucleotides long. RefSeq names its product clavesin 2 (gene CLVS2). Gene Ontology annotation, biological process: lysosome organization. NCBI's taxonomy places the organism in Eukaryota, Metazoa, Chordata, Mammalia, Diprotodontia, Phascolarctidae. The record is from RefSeq and is a predicted model, not a curated record. Gene Ontology annotation, molecular function: phosphatidylinositol bisphosphate binding. Gene Ontology annotation, cellular component: clathrin-coated vesicle; trans-Golgi network; endosome.
AAACCUGCCAGCAAGUAGCAGCGCCCGGAACACGAGGCAGGCGCCCCGGCGCGCGCGGUCGCAGCUUUCUCUCCACCCCAGAAGCCCCGGGUUGGUCCAGGAGAGGGAGCACAAAGGAGGCGGCGGCGGCACAGAGCGGACCACUCGAUCUCUGGUGCCACAGAUGCGCUGCUCCUUCCCAGCGCCCCACCUGAGAGCGCGCCUGGCUGGGCUGAGAGAGGACGGCAGCAUCAGCAGCAGUAGCAUCAGCAGCAGUAGCAUCAGCAUCCUUAGCACUGCUCCUCGAGAGCCCCUCCCCCGCCCUCUUCGCCACCCACCCGCUGUCUCCGAGAGGCAGCCGGGCUGCAAGGGAACCCAUCGAGGGUAAUAUGUUCCCGCGGCGACUCCUCCCGUGCGUGUCCUUGGCCCCGGCUUCGGCGCCGCAGCUCCUCCUCGUUUCUUCUGCUCCUGCCGCCGCCGCUUCUAUCCCUAGCUCUCUCCAUCUCCAUCCCUGCCGCUGCCGCUGCUCCUGAUGGAUGCCGGGGAGUGCUGCAUUGCUUAAGCGCUUCUCCCCCACCUCCCCUUUUUGCUGGUAGGGUAGAGGCCCUGGGUGCUGCUCUUUCCCCUCUUUUCAUUUUUUUGGGGGGUUUAUUGCCUAGCCAUAUUCAUUUCUGUUUUCUUUUUCCCCUUUCAUUCCUUUUCUUCUUUCUCCUCCACCCUGAGACCAUGUAGAUUCACUGGGGAGAGAUCCCACCUAGGCGGGAGUGGGGGAUAGGCGGCUUAGAUAAAAGGCUGAGAGGAGGAGGUAGUGGAGGGGGAACCCACGCUGCUGCUGCUGCCACCGCCACCACCACCGAAAUUUUGCUGGUACCGUAUGAGAUCACUGUAUACCAAAGGGAGAGGGGGAGAUAAUCAGCUUUACCGGAUCCCUCUACUUGGAUCAAAGGAAUUUUAAAAUACAAACCUAUAGCUUUUUUUUUAAAUGAAAUGACAAAAAAGAUAUAUCUUUGAAUAAGCAAAGAGAUAAGUAGGCUCCCUCCCCCUCCUCUUUUUUUUCCUUUUUUUUUUCACCCUCUAAAGAUUCUCUCUCCCCGCCCCGGAACUCUGCUGAAAAGCCACUUUAUUAUUAAUCAGAAUUCCCAUCUUUAUCUAGGGCUCUUCCUUCUGUGGGGACUGCAGCAGCACCAGAGUACUGGGUCUGAGAUGUGCGUGGGGGUUGUUUUUAUUAUGUCUUAGAAGAGAAGAGAGAGGAAGACAGCAGCAAGAUAGCAAGGUCUGUUUAGAAUAGUCGGAGGGAGUAGAAGAGUGCUGGAAACUACAGGGGGACACAUCCCCUAAAGGGAAGGGAGCAGGAGUGGGACUUUUUUUGGGGGGGGCGGAGUGUGGUGGAAGAUAAGCUGGAGCAACAGGGUACCACAUUUGAUAGGAAGACAAAUUGUUUCCCGUAAAGAAAAGGGAGGCAGCAGUAGUAGCAGCCAGGGUUCAAGGGUGUAGGUAGGGUGUGUGGCAGAGGCCAGACUGGUCAACAAGGAACAAGGGGAGACAAGGAACUGGAGCACAAUGACUCAUUUACAAGCUGGACUAUCUCCAGAGACACUGGAAAAAGCCCGACUGGAGCUGAAUGAGAACCCAGACACCUUGCACCAGGACAUUCAGGAGGUGCGGGAUAUGGUCAUCACCAGGCCAGAUAUUGGUUUCCUUCGCACGGAUGAUGCCUUCAUCUUACGCUUCCUGCGGGCCAGGAAGUUUCAUCACUUUGAGGCUUUCCGCCUCCUGGCCCAGUACUUUGAAUACAGACAGCAGAAUCUGGACAUGUUUAAAAGCUUUAAGGCUACUGAUCCUGGCAUCAAGCAGGCUCUGAAAGAUGGCUUUCCUGGAGGACUAGCCAAUCUUGACCACUAUGGCAGGAAGAUCCUAGUCCUCUUCGCAGCCAACUGGGACCAGAGCAGGUACACCUUAGUGGAUAUUUUGCGUGCCAUACUUCUUUCUUUGGAAGCCAUGAUUGAAGAUCCAGAACUACAAGUGAAUGGAUUUGUUCUGAUCAUAGACUGGAGUAACUUCACCUUCAAGCAGGCCUCUAAACUCACACCGAGCAUGCUGAGAUUAGCAAUAGAGGGCCUCCAGGACAGUUUUCCAGCUCGAUUUGGAGGAAUUCAUUUUGUCAAUCAGCCUUGGUAUAUCCAUGCCCUGUAUACUGUCAUACGGCCUUUCCUAAAGGAGAAGACACGCAAAAGGAUAUUUCUACAUGGAAAUAACCUGAAUAGCCUGCAUCAACUCAUUCAUCCAGAGAUUCUACCUUCUGAAUUUGGAGGAAUGCUACCCCCCUAUGAUAUGGGUACAUGGGCAAGAACGCUACUAGACCACGAAUAUGAUGAUGACAGUGAGUACAAUGUGGACUCCUAUAGUAUGCCAGUGAAAGAAGUGGAAAAAGAACUAUCUCCAAAGUCCAUGAAGAGAUCUCAGUCAGUAGUGGAUCCUGCAGUGCUAAAACGCAUGGAUAAAAAUGAGGAAGAAAACAUGCAGCCUUUACUUUCUCUGGACUAAGAACCUAUUAACAUCACCAAUAAAUUAGAAUGGAAGGUACUCCCUUUCAGCAAGAAGCAAACCAUUGGGGAAGAAUGUACCAGCUGGGAAUCUAUUUAUUCAUAUUAAUGUAGCAUAAUGUAAUAAGCAGCAGGUUUUCCCAGUGUGCCUAAAACAUAGGUGUCCUGGGUUGGAUUUUUUUUUUAAAUCAAUAAUUUAUUCUGUAAGUGCCAACUUGUUUGUAAAUACCAUGUAAGCUCCACUUCAAUUUUGUUAGUCUUGAUAGCAAUGCAGUUUGGAAAAGGAUGACUCUUAAGUCCCUGUCACCCUCCCCCCACCCCCACACACACCACACUGUAACCAAAGGGGUAAAACACACAUGAAAAAGAUCAAAGCUAAUUAAAUGUAGCCCAGUUUCCUAUGAAGCCAUAUUACAGCUAUCAUAGUGAUUGCUUCAUCCUUUUCCUCUGAGAUUCUCUUUCAGUAUGUUAAUAUAUUUCUUCAUGGGAAAAGGUAAACAGAAUAUCAUGGGAAAUAUUAUUGUAAACAUAGUUCCUAUCUAGGGAUUAUCAUUUUACAGGAAACAUACCCUGAGACCCUCACUGGCCUUGUAUUAUCAAGACAAAGGAUUACAGUUGAGCAGGUAAAUCAAACUUUUGAACUGUUUUAUGUAUGAGUCUUUGGGCAUUGGGAAGUGGCAUUUCCUCUCAGUUAAGAUGUAGAAUUCAGAAACAGUGUGGACUCUUCUCAGACUUCUGUCUUCACAAUUUGUUCUUUGCUCAAGCCUCCACUGUAUUUUGUUUAAUAUACUUGGAGAACUUUUUCUCAAAUCUCAUCAACCAAGAGGAAGAGAACUCACACAAGCCAAAUGUUUUGACAAGUAAUUUUAAACACAACACUUUUCACUAGCAGACAAGGGCCUAAUUUCUGAAUCAUGUGAACUGGUUGAUUAAAAAAUACAUAUAUAUUUUUAAUGAUCUCUAAAGGAGAGGUCUCCUAAUUAAGGAUCCAUACACCCCAUGAUAGUUGUUCAGUGUGCUUAGAGAUGUUAUAGAUUAUCAUAUGAGGUACUGCUGAAACCUACUUCAACUAAAGGUCAAUGUAAACCAGGUGUAGUGAAACAGACUCUCACAGAUUGUUUAAGGGUAUAGUAAUUUUAUCUGUAAUAUAGUCUUGAACAUGUGCCAUGUUGCUGAAAUCUUUUUACCUCAGAGGAACAACAAAUCUUGACAUAUAUAUUUAAUGGCAUUUAUCAACUGAAUUUUUCUCAAAUUGACCAAUGUUAGGUUUCCAUCAUCCACUUGAGUCUCCACAGAAGAAGGACAGGAAUGAAUGGAAAAACUGAAUCUCAGAGUUAUAGAUAAAUCACCAAAGCUAGGGUGGGUGAUAUAGACUUAAACUAGCUUUGGGGUUCACCAUUAAAAGGGAACUCUUCCAAUAUGGUGGCAAUAUUUUCUUUUAGUUUAAAUUCCUAUUAUCAGGGAAAAGAAUCAGUCCCUAUCACUUUUUUUGGAUUUGGGGCUUAAUGGAUAAAACCUAUAUGUUUUGGAAUGAAGAGAGAGAAAGAAAGUAAUUCACCAAGUUAUUGGGAACUGGAAACAAUAAAGUUUUAUUGCUCCCUCUUAUAUACUUUUACACAUAGUGUCACCUUUCCCAAAUCUCACCUAAGUUGGACAUCUGAAUGAGUAUUUGAAACAAAUAUCAGAACUGUAGCCCAAGCAGAAAAGAUAGAUGCAGUUUUCUUUUUCAUAUUGAUCACUUAAUCAAGUUGCAUGGAAUAUUUCAGAUGAUAAUACCUUGGUACAUUAGUCUAUUUUUAAAGUAUUUGACAAUACCUUGGGAAUAAAAAGAAUACCAGUACAUUAAUUGGUACAAUUCAAAGUAUGUUUUGAAAUGCUAGUAAAUCUGAAUUAAUGAUAAUUUUUAAAAUGCCAAUUUCUCUUCAGUGACAGAGAAAGCAAUUACUGUAUUAAGUAUUCAGCUUAGCCUGCUAAUAAUUUAAUGCUUAAAUGAUUUGGAAAUAAAGGAUCAUGGACCCUUCAUUUCUUAUUUAAUGAUUGUACUGCUAAGUGACCCUGAAUGUCUAUGUUUUUACAUGUUUGUAUAUGUGGCAUACAGUUUGGAGCCUUAGGUUUCGUAUUCUACACAAUUCACUGUAAGGUUAUAAAUCAUAGUUUCCAGUUUUAUAAUUUGGGGAAAAAGAACAACAGUAACAAACUAAGUAAAGUCAACUUCCAACAAUUUUUGUGUAGAUUUUCCUGUGAUGAGCCAUCUAUGAUUUAACUUUGUAAUCAUGGGGUACCUUUCCAUUUCUAGAAAACAUAGCCCAGUCCCCUUCUCUUAUCACUUAGCAACAGUGCACUCAAGUAAUGUGAACUCAUUUUAAUAUGGACCUAAGAAAUGUAAACAGGAUGGUAAAUCUUCUAAUAUAUUUCAAAUUCAAGUGUUAUCCUCCUCCCCCCCACCUCCACUUUGGGACAUAUACAGUGCUCCACUGCUGCAUGAUUAUAGCAUGGAAAAAAAUGAUAGUUGAUUCUAUUACUUAAAACAUCUAAAAAUGAAUGGAUGAAGUAUAAUAGUGAUGCCUUUUGAAAUUACUUUGUUUAGAUGAUUCAAAAACUAAGCUUAUUGGGCAAUGACCUUUUUGAAGUUGCUUAGUUAAGAGAUGUACAUUCAACUUUAUGAAUCCUUUUCUCAGUAUUGCCCAACUAGCAAUUUGUUUGGGAGUCCUUUGAGUGGCUUUUCUGUGACAUAUGUCUUUGUGUACUGUCAAACUUAGUUCCUAUUAAUUAGCAUUCAUAUCUUCAUUUAAAGAAAAAAAAUUGUAGUUGGCUGUCGAUAUUAGACUGUUUUCCCUAUUGAAGCUGUCUCUCAAUUUCAAGAGCAGUGCUAAGCUUUAUGUGGUGGUCUUGUGACUGAAGAUGUGUGUACCUAAAAGAGCUUCACUACAUUUGGUUUGGAAUAAAAGCCAGCAGCUUAUUUCUUCUUCUUCUUCUCCUCCUCCCUCUAGCUCCUCCUCCAUUUCCUCUAACUUGUUGACCUUCAAGUUGCUUUAUUGGCAGCUGGCUAAAGAAAAAUAAAUAACUUCUCUUCUCA